Colletotrichum tamarilloi is the source of this 1448-nucleotide messenger RNA. RefSeq names its product SET domain-containing protein. Lineage: Eukaryota; Fungi; Ascomycota; Sordariomycetes; Glomerellales; Glomerellaceae. The annotation marks the transcript as partial. The record is from RefSeq and is a predicted model, not a curated record. The transcript is spliced from 5 exons. Gene Ontology annotation, molecular function: protein binding; histone methyltransferase activity; double-stranded DNA binding.
UCAAGAUUUACUUUCCUGAGCAGCUGGGUUUCGACAAGCUCCAGGCGUCGUCAGCAGAGGGCACGCUGUCUGAUAUUGAGAUCGAAGGGAUUUUCAAUCGCGGUAACAUUUUUUGCCGGGAAAUCACGCAAACCAGCUGCGCCUGCCGCCUGAUCGAGGUCAUUGUCCAAGCGCGGUGGAUUGAGCACUUUGACUCGUACGUCGAGCUACUUGCCAUCACUAAACCCAGUAUGUCCCGCGCCAAACGCCGCAAAGCGACGCUCAUCAAGACAUGUAACGACUUUGGGUGGUCCGAGAAGGAGUUGCGAAACAGGAUGGCCAUCUGGCGCGGUUACAAGGACAUCAAGGACGCGGGAGGCUGGGCAGUGCUUGUCUUUUCCGGCGUGGGAUUCUACCGCUUCUGCAAAUACAGAGUUGGAUUUGACCCGGAUAGCAUGCAGCGACUCCGGUGCCUCCGGCCGCAGAUUGAGGUCGCCGCCGAUACGCUGCACCCCACAUGGCGGCAUCUACUCGUGAUUGUCGGUGAACGUACGCAGCGUCGCUUUUUCGGCCACCCACACGACUGGGUAGUCUACAGGGACGGUUCGGUUCCGGUAUCGCUCCGGUCGACAUACCUCAAGUACAACCCUAACUUCAGCUUUGAGCAGCUUGAACACUCAGUCAUAGAUAUGAGCGCGUGGGGUACCGAUGACCCACGGUGGGUGCCGCCAGUGGACGCCGUGGCUUGUGUCCUAGGCGUACACACAUGUCAAUCGUGCGGGCGGGAACAGUCCGAAGACCCUAAGACCAACUCGUGCUACUGCUUCCCGACGUUAUUUGGGUUCGGACGCCGGUUCCCCUCUCCGGUGCAGGUGUUCCGGACCUCUGACGGACGCAACAACGGCCUGAUGGCUCUGUGUCCGUUUGAGCGCGGCGCGGCGAUAGGUGAAUUUGUGGGCCUUAUCACGAGAGAUUUGCAAAAAACAGACGUCAUGGAUAGCUCGACGGGUGGCCGAGCCUAUCAGAUCUGGCAAGGUCGGCAGGGCAACUUUACGAGGUUCAUCAAUCACAGUCGCCAGUCCAAUGCGCAAUUCCAGCAAUUUGUGUGGAUGAGUACGCAACGCAUCAUCCUACUUCCGCGACUUGCCGUGACGGCCUGUGUUAUCCCGUCAGCUCUGGUUGGCUUUGAGUCAGGUUUGCCCACCGCCAUAGCCACUCUAGAAGGGACCUAUGUUCUACUGCCCCCAUGCCCACGGCUGGUCCUGAUCCUUCCGAAUCCACCUGUGCCUCAGAGAGACACCAAAAAGAAACCCUCGGCUGCCUUCCAGCAGAUGAUCAGGGGACUUUCGGCCUCUGACCUCGUGGUCUACUCAGACGGGUCGAUGCUCGCCGAAAGCGCAGUGGGCUACGGGUCUUUGAUGCCGAAGCUGAAGGAGCCCGGCAAGGCCUGCGGCGAGCACUUCGUCUAG